Drosophila grimshawi is the source of this 1734-nucleotide messenger RNA. RefSeq names its product nuclear envelope integral membrane protein 1 (gene Nemp). Bases 94 to 1500 code for a protein of 468 amino acids. The record is from RefSeq and is a predicted model, not a curated record. Lineage: Eukaryota; Metazoa; Arthropoda; Insecta; Diptera; Drosophilidae. The transcript has a single exon. Gene Ontology annotation, cellular component: nuclear envelope.
UACGUAUUUCUCGCGUAUCUGUCUAUAUGCAUAUUUGUUUAUUUGUUUGUCGUUUGUUAUCGGCCAAACUCAAUUGAUAAAAGUCUCGAAGAAAUGCGUAUUCAAUACCUACUACUAGGUGUAAUUAUAGUCUCGGUGAGGACGGCAUUUUGCGGCCAGGCGCUGACCGAUACCAUUUAUUUGGCGCCGGGCACAUCCGUUAAUAUCACUGCGAAUCCGUAUGGAAGCAAUGUGCUGCGCACCUUCUGCUACCCGGCCAAGUCUCGUUCAUUGAUCAGCCUGUUCGAGACGGUCGAGCUGACGCUCUCGAUUGCCAACGAUGACUAUUCGCAGUACGAUGGCCGGACGCCAGAGGAGGUGCUUCAGCAUUACAGUGAACAUCGAUCGCUCUUCAGCAUCACGCUCUUCUCACAGAAACGCCAGCGGGUCCAGCUAUCGCCGUUUGAGCGGCAAUGCCUUGGCAUUGCCUCCAAACAGCCGUACAACGUCGGCUUGAGACAUGUCCAAUUGGAUUGGAUGCGUCUGGUGCAGUUGAGCGUCGGUCUGAUCAUCAUUUGGAGCGCCGGGCAAUUGGCGAAGAACAGUGUCUUCUAUUAUCUGGCCGGGAUUGUGUUGGGCAUUUGUGCCUCAUUUCUGGUAAUCAUUGCGAUCACCGCCAAACUCUUUCCACGCCGUCCGAUGAUGUACGGCGUCCUGAUCGGCGGUUGGACAAUCGCAUUAUAUAUUAUCAGACAGUUGGUGCACAAUAUUCGACUUAUACUGGUCACAUACCGCGACUAUGUUGUGUGGUAUUUGGCGAUUACGGGAUUGGUGUCGUUUCUAAUUUGCUACCGCAUUGGACCACCGAAAAAUCCACGCUCCCAGAACAUUAUCAAGUGGGUGCUGCAAGCGAUUGGCGCCGUAAUUGCAUUUCUUAGUAGCUGGCACACCAGUGCCUGUAGUGUCAUCCUCGCUGGCACCUUUCUGGCCCUCUACUGUCCCGAUUCGCUGAUAAAUUACGCACGCACCGUUUACAAGCGUCGAUUUCCGCCCAAACGUCGCCUGCUCACCCAGGAGGAAUACUACCAGGUGUCAGUGAAUGCGACGGCCCGAUCUCUGGCCGAGCUGCGUGACUAUGUGAACAGUCCGGAUUGCCGUCAGUGGAAUAUGAUGAGCACGCUGCGGGAUCCGAUGCGCUUUGCCACCUUUGCGAACGGUGCACCGCAUUUGUAUGACGAGGAAAUCGAGGAUUAUUCGCGGGCCAUUGAGGAGUCGAUGAUCGGCACCGAUGAGGACGAGGCUGAGGAAUAUCUCAGUUGCAGCAUGUACUAUCGCCCAAUCACGGCCAGGAUCGGUAAUCAGCGACCAAAUGCACCGCUUCCCCCGGCACAGCGUCCCAUGCGGCACAAUCGGCUCGCCGGACAGCAAAACAAUAAUGUCAACAACAACAACAAUCAACCAAUUGACAACAGCGAUGCUGACGAUGAUGAGGAUGACGAUGAAUUUAUGGACCAGGAGUAAAUCAUACCACCACACAUGUCCUUCACAUCAUCACCCAAGACUCACUAGUUUUAUAAGCCCCAUUCAGAAAUUUCUGUUUCCUAGUCGAAGCCAAAAAUGCGUUCUUUUUUUAUGUGUGGCAAAAAACCCAUUUAUUAUAGUUAAUGUUAAGAGCAUUUGUAAAAAGACUUACAUUCAUUCUCUGAUUACUAUAAAUUAUUUAAUAAGACGAAUAAUACAAAUAAAAAUAAGAGA